GUGCUCCGGUGCUCCUCUGCUGGGCUUUGUGCUGCUAUUUGUGUGAUGGCUUGCAAUUCGGCAACCUGCCAAUCCGGCGGUUGCUACAGAGAAGACAACGGCGACAAAGUAGAUGAUCAAUUUCCACAGCCGCCGCCGGCUGUGGCGACUGAGUCCACCCAGCAGCCCUUAUCCAAUGGCAAGAACUCGGAUUCCGCCUUUUGCAUCAAAUGCAAGCUUAAAGAAUCUAUGGCAGCGGCCUUCUCGUCCUCCUCUGCCUCAGCUCAAGUUACCGGCGGAGGUGGAGGCGGUGGCCGUGGUGGUGCUAGCGAUAGCAGCCGCUUCUGUGGAGAUUGUUUCCGGAGCAACCUUUACGGGAAGUUUAGGUUGGCCGUCACUUCUAAUGCUCUGAUUUCGCCUUCUGACAACGUGCUCGUCGCCUUCUCCGGUGGCCCUUCUUCUAGGGUGGCUCUUCAGUUUGUUCAUGAGAUGCAAAUGAAAGCACAGAAGAAUUUUGAUGCAAGUAGAGAUAGAUCAUUGCCUGUCUUUGGCGUUGGGGUUGCUUUUAUUGUUGAAAGUUCGAGUAUUUCUAUACCUGCUGACAAAUUCAGCCAAGCAGUUGAAGAAAUGAGAUUGGUUGUCUCGAAUUUGGCUCCUCCAGUUAAGGAGUUCCAUGUUGUUUCUACUGAAAGUAUUUAUUCUUCAGAUUCCAACAAUGGAAGAAAUAGAUUGAAAGAGUUGCUAAAUGCUGUUGCUGAUGUCACUGGAAAGGAAGAUCUAUUGGUGCAUUUGCGAAUGUUAGCCUUACAAAAGGUUGCGCUCAAGAAUGGAUAUACCAAAGUUUUGCUAGGCACAUGCACCUCUAGGAUAGCUUGUCGUGUCCUUGAAGCAACUGUUAAGGGCCAGGGUUACUCUUUGGCUGCAGAUAUCCAAUAUGUCGAUGCAAGGUGGGAGAUACCUGUUAUACUUCCUCUGCAUGAUUGUCUUGCUCAAGAGCUGAAUAUAAUGUGCAGCCUUGACAGUUUGAAGACUGUAGAAGUUCAUAAUGAUCAUCAUUCUGGCAUCAAUGCCUUGAUUACUUCAUUUGUCAAACUGCUUCAGGAAGAAAAUCCUUCUCGAGAAAGUACUAUCGUUAGGACAGCAGGAAAGCUUACGCCAUUCCAUUUCAAUAGAAUGCCAGAGCCAGAUGACUGCAAUAUGCAAUUGGCAUCGCAAAGGCGGCAGAAAAAGUACAAUUUGAAACCUAAUGAAUCUCUUCCUCCAGAGUCAUUCUGCAGAAUUUGCAAUAGUCCACUCAAGAAAUCUGACGUCAAAAGUUACAAAUUGGAGAAUCAAAUAAUGUCAGCAGAAGAUAUUAGUAACGGAUGCUGCACAAGUUGCCAGUUUCAAAUUCUUCCAAAGGAUAUUUCUCUGCUGGAGCACUUUUAUUCACUUCUACCACAACAAAUGGUUGCUCGAGGUGAAUAUAGCUGCCUUGGUGAAGAUAGGUGGCUAAGGGAGCAGAUACAAGAUUAUCUGCUUUCAGACACUGAGGAUGGAACCUGAUCCUAGGGUAUCAUGAUGGAUUCACCAUGAUAUGAUGAUCCUAGGGAAUCUGAUCAUAUCGGAUUCACCAUGCCUGAUUGCUUGUAUGCUUUACCCAGUGGAAUCACGUCCUUCAAUUGGGCAGAUUAAAAAGGAGAUGGUGACACGAAGCAGGAGCUAGGCAUUGAGUUGAAAAUUUUUUCCUUCUGAUCCUCAAAAAAUUUGUGGGCAUCUUGUUUGACAUCUCAGCUUAUAGUAAAGUGAGGAAUUACCAGGCGCUUUGCAUCCCUCUCCAGGUCCCUUUUUCUCGAGAUCUUAAUUGGGUUUUUUCUCCUAUAUGGUUUUGCUUUGCCAUUGCUAGAACACAUUGGCUCAUUCUUUAUACGUCUGUAUGUGGACAUCGCGAGAAACCUGUAAUUUGAAACUUUUUUAUUGUCUGAAUUAUUGGAGAACAUGUCUGAUGUUAAACAGCUCAAAUUUUGAUGUCAUAAUAGUUUUUUGAAUUAA
Messenger RNA from Coffea eugenioides, 2010 nucleotides. RefSeq names its product cytoplasmic tRNA 2-thiolation protein 2. The record is from RefSeq and is a predicted model, not a curated record. Gene Ontology annotation, molecular function: tRNA binding; sulfurtransferase activity. Gene Ontology annotation, cellular component: cytosol. Gene Ontology annotation, biological process: tRNA wobble position uridine thiolation. Lineage: Eukaryota; Viridiplantae; Streptophyta; Magnoliopsida; Gentianales; Rubiaceae. Bases 46 to 1524 code for a protein of 492 amino acids. The transcript is spliced from 7 exons.